Molecule: messenger RNA, 912 nt
Organism: Penicillium soppii
Lineage: Eukaryota; Fungi; Ascomycota; Eurotiomycetes; Eurotiales; Aspergillaceae
Exons: 4
Coding region: 1-912 (303 amino acids)
Source: RefSeq, a predicted model, not a curated record
AUGAAUGCCGCUAUUGAAGUGAAGGAGCCAACGGGUGAAGUUGUUGGCGCCUCAAUGGUGACUGCUGAAGUGAAGGAGCCAACCAGUGAGGAUGUUGACACCAUGCCGGCCCCCGUCGAGAACACCCCGCCGGCACAUGUGUCGACCUUGCAGUUGCCCGUUGAGACCUCGCCAGCGCCUGUUCACGCGGCUACAAGGACAAUCACUCUACCGUCACGUAACCCACCGGCCAUGGGCGUAAAACAAGAUUCCCCUUUCCGUGCUGGUCCUGUCAGCGAAAUGGAGCUCUUUAAGAGUGUUCCAGUUCUCACCGGCGAGAGCAACUACCGCGAAUGGGUUACUGCCCUGAAGAGGGUGCUAGACCCGAUCAACGUGAACUACUUCCGGGUUCUUAAAGGCGAUUGGCCCAAGCCCGUCUUCGAAAAUGAAGAAGCAAAUCCCGAGCAGCUCGCCGAAUGCAUACAGUACGGCAGCACCAACACUGAUUUGUUGCUUAUUAUCAACGCCACUAUUCACCAAAGCGUCCAGUCGCACAUUUGGAACACUUUCGACGGUCGUUCUGCCUUUCUUGCUCUUGAGGAAGCUUUCGCCUCUCCGAUCCGCGGCACUCGCUUUGCCAACUACAAGGAAUUUGUCAGGAAGUGGCGCCGAGCACUUGAGGAACUUCACGGAUGGAAUGAUCUUGCCAACAUGUCUUACACCUUUGUGGUUUGCCAGUUCCUUGUGGCUGUCGGUUGUAACCCGCCAGCUCGCGCUUGGGUCAAGGGGCUGCGUCUCAACGUGGAAUAUUGCGAUGAGGCAGUGCUUGAUAAUCUGAUCGUCGACUUCCUUGAUUUUGAGGACCAGCGACUGAAGCCUCCCCAGGUUCUGCUGCCAGCCUUUUACAGCUGCGUUUCUCGCAACGAUGUCUAA